AUGGGCCUCUCAUUACUUUGCCUGUGUGUGCUGGUGACCCUGUGUGGCCACCGGGGGGUGCUCUCCCAGACCCCCUCCACCCCCUCCUAUGGCGAACGGGGCUCCGACCUGGGGCUCCAGGUGUUCCAGCAGGUGGCCCGCUCCAGACCCCAGGAGAACGUGGUGCUCUCCCCCCACGGUGUGGCCUCCAUCCUGGGCAUGCUGCUGCCAGGCGCCCAUGGAGAGACCCGCAGGCAGCUCUUCACAGCACUCCGCUACAAGAAGAAUGGUAAAACUCCCUCAAUACUAGUCCUUUCAUAGCCUCAUCCAGUGUCUCUCAUUAAAGGGAUACUGCGAGAUUCUGCCAAUUAAGCCACUUUUCUUCUUACCCAGAGUCAGAUGAACUUGUGGAUACCAUUUGUAUGUCUCUUCUUGCAAUAUGAAGGAAGCUAGAGGUAGUUUCGUGAGCCAAUGCUAACUAGUAUUAGCACAAUGACUGGAAGUCUACAGGUACGCUAGCGAAUGCUACUGUACCUGUAGACUUCUAGUCAUUGCGCUACCCAGAGUAACAACGUGAUGAUGGCUUGAACGACAUGACUUCCAGUCAUACUUCUACCCUGAGGAACGACAAUGUUUUCAGAAAAUCCCAAAAUGUCUCAUUGAAAUUCCUCAACUCUUCUUUCCAGGCCCUUAUAAGAUGUUGAGGAAGCUCCACAAGACGCUGACAGCCAAGUCCAACCAGGACAUCGUGACUAUCGCCAACGCUAUGUUCUCCCAGCAGGGCUUCCUUAUGGAGGAGGCCUUCAUGUCCUCCAACAGGGCCAACUUCCAGUGUGAGAGCCGGACCUUGGACUUCACUGACACCCAGGUGGCUGCAGCCACCAUCAACAACUGGGUCAACAACCAGACCAAAGGUGAGACUCCAACUGGAGGCAAGCUUACUGUAGAACAGUCAAUUAAAACAUGACCAUAGAUCUCUAAUGGUAUGUAAUUAGGCUACAUUCAUGUAGCACCAGACUUUAUUUCACUAGGUUUUGUGGUGAUUUUACAUUCAAAUGGGGGCAACUAACUUGUCCUAUUCAAUUCAUUAAGGUUUAUUUUGGUCAGUGUGUCAUUGGUGUUGGAAUGAUACAUUUUUCUGACUGCUUAAUUUACAGGCCACAUACCCACUCUGGUCAAGGCAGACAUGUUGGACGGAGCUCUGACCCGCCUGGUGGCCAUCAACGCCAUCUACUUUAAAGGCCUGUGGAAGUCCCGCUUCCAGCCGGAGAACACCAAGAUGAGAACCUUCAACGCGGGAGACGGCAAUGCAUACAAAGUCCCCAUGAUGUCCCAGCUGUCGGUCUUCAACAUUGGUGAGUUCUGCUCUGAGACACCACUCUGAACCCUUCUGACCUGCUCACUGGGAUAAUAUUCUGACCUGUGUGUGAAAUGAUAUACUGUACUAGUCUGCUCUAGUUAGACCACAUAAUUCUAUCUUGGCUGUAGUUUAGCCUGUUAAGUGACAUGGAUAGAGUUUGCCAUGUAGGCCUAAGAGUAGUCGAGUGGGGUAUUUAUCAAUGCCUUACAGUUUCAGGACAGAAUAGCUACUCUGGACCGUCUGGGAUUAUUUCCCUGACGUGCCUAGUUUAUUUCUGAUAAUAAAUUGUGAAAGCCUCUUGAAUACAAUUACUGGAAUUAAACAUUGCUCUUGGGAGUUAUAUUUUCAUCCUCCAUUUACAGAGAAAAUACUACAGAACAUCACAUUUGGCAAGCGUACUUCUCAGUCAUGACAGGUUAAAUCACUUUUCUGUGGGUUGAUAUUUGAGUAUAAUGGGAACCAUAUUGUUGCUUUAUGACUACAUGUGGAGUUCAGCUUUGAUUACUUGUUUUAUGGCUGUUUUACUGCAUGAUUGUAUAUGGUCCUGUCUAUGAAUGCUUGUGUUGUUGGAUUGGUAUCACUGGUUUUGGCGUCUUUGUCUAGCGGACCACCCCACCACAGAUUGUCCUGGGAACCAACAAACGCCAAACUAGACUAAACUCUUUAACAUACAACUGUAGCUCAGUUGGUAGAGCAUGGUGCUUGCAACGCCAGGGUUGUGGGUUCGAUUCCCUCUGGGGGCCAGUAUGAAAAAUGUAUGCACUCACUAACUGUUAGUCGCUCUGGAUAAGAGCGUCUGCUAAAAUGACUAAAAUGUAAAUAUUCAUAUUACUAUAGGGGAGAGAGAGUAUUUAUUCACAAGAUAAAUAUCCUCAUAUACUGUAGGUGUUGAAUAAUUUCAGAUGGACCAUGAAUACAGUAACACUUCUUAGCCUACGGUAUGGAUACUCCUCACCCCUGACCCCUUAUCUCCUAGGUCUGGCCAGCACACCCAAGGGGCUGAAUUAUAAGGUCAUUGAGCUACCGUAUCACGGCAACAGCAUAAGCAUGCUGAUCGCCCUGCCAUCGGAGGAGGACACGCCCCUAGGUGAUGUCAUCCCUCACAUCAGCACAGCCACUGUACAGAGCUGGUCCAAGCUGCUGCACCAGAGGAAGGUCCGCCUGCUGCUGCCCAAGUAAGACCCGAACACAACAACCCACUCACUGGUUCAAAAACCCUUACCCAGGAUCCUGUUCAGGAGGAUGCAAUGUUCUGAACUCAUUGCAGGUAAAAAUAUAUUGUAUAGAGCUGACGUUAUUGCCCACUACAUGAGAGAAGUGUGUCUGUAAUGUUGCACCCCAAUGACCAAGUAACUUCCAAGUAUUGUUGCAGGGACAGGUCAAAGACAAGACACACCCACUCCUGGCUCUUAUAGCCAGGAAGCACUUCCUAUCAGCAAAUAACACACCCGCUAACACUCAUCAUAUGUCACACUGAAAUGACUAACUUCUAGGUACAACAUUGUGCUAUUUGUUAUGUGUAUUAAAAGUCUUCACUAAUUGGUGAAGGAAAUGGUCAUUACAUCAUUGGCCUGUAUGUGUAGGUUUACUGCUGAAGCCGAAGUGGACCUGCAAGCCUCCCUCUCAGCCCUGGGGAUAACGGACAUCUUUGAGGGCAAAGCCGACUUCCGACACCUCAGUGAGUGGCACUGGGAUCAUAAAUCAAACAUCACAUAGAACUGUAAUGUAUUCUUUCUGACUAUGUAUCAACCAACCAUUGGUCUCAGUUUGGCUUGACACAACAAUGACUGGAGCUAAUAUAUGAAAACAUCGUUGACUGUUUACUGCAAUGAGAGCUCCAAAUAGCCAUGAUUCAUGUCUAGCUGUCCGGUGUGAAGUGGUGAUGAAGCAUAAGAUGUUAUUUUCCUCUAACGACUUUGGCAGGCUUUCUUUUAUAUAAUAUUAUGGACCAGAAUAAACGUGUGCAUAAUUGGGUUGUCCUCUAGUGCCACCAAGUGGAACAUUGUUUUUAUCAAUGGAACUUUACAGCACUUGAAUAUUUUGUCAUCUAACUUUUCCCUCAGGUACAGAACCUGUGUAUGUAUCUAAAGCGCUACAGAAAGCCAAGAUCGAGGUCAAUGAGGAUGGAACCAAAGCAGCUGCUGCCACGAGUGCGUGUUUGUUGGUUUAGUCAUUUUGUGUCUGUUUGUAUUGCAUUGAGUUGUGCAUCUGUGUGGAUAUUUUCUCUGAAUAUUAGAGAAGAUAAGGCAGGUUGAAGACAUGUUUUGAUUUGCAUUUCUCAUUUUCCUCCAGCUGCCAUCUUAAUGGCCAGGUCUUCUCCACCUUGGGUCAUCGUAGACCGACCCUUCCUCUUCCUCAUCCGGCACAACCCAACAGGUACAGCAUGCUGUCUGUCUGGCUCUCAUUUUUCUAUAACUUUUAGAAUGUACUCUAAUGGUUUUAAAGGACUGACAUCCUCUUUGGCAAAGAUCACUAGUUGUUGAACUAGCUGUUGUAUAAUUGACAUGACAUACAUCGGGAAGCAGGUCAGGUCAUAUUCUGUCUUUUUUUUUCUUAUUGACAUGCAUGCUAUGUUCAUUUCCUUCUAUUUGCUGUAGAAUGACUUGUUUCCUUGGUCCUCAGGUACGAUCCUCUUCAUGGGCCAGGUCAAUCAGCCUUGAGUCUUUCCUGCCUGCAGAUAUCCCUUUCACUGGAAUGUGCCUUCUGAGCUUCAGAAUAAUACAUUAAUAUACACAGCACACACUUCCUUGCUCACAUGCAAACACACCCAUACAACACACAAACACAAUUCACACUCAUACUCACUUGUAUUUUUGCCAUCUGGAGAUUUGUGUACAAUAUGGACAAUGAUGCUAUUUGUUUUAAAUGUUUGCAUUUUAUUUGACUUUUUCUAUGGUCCAUAAUAUAGUGUUCUGCCAAUGAGACAUUUCUGUAGUGUUUUAAAUUAUCUUUUGCAUACUUUCUAGAGUACUUGCUAACUUUUUUAUAUGACCCUGAAUGUCAAACAUGUAUAUUAUAUGGGGUACAUUUCAGUUUGAAUUAAUGUUAUUGGUGGUUUUACAUGUUCAAUUCCAGAUUGGAAAGUUACACUCCAAGUCACUGAAUUAAUUUAGCCACUCAAACCCAUGUUUUGAUAUGUCAAUCAUUUGCAUUAAACUCUGUUUGAGUACUCCUGUACUUUGUAUAGUUUUUUUUUCAUAUGGACUGUAACAAUUACCAUUGAGGUGGAUGAGUUGGUAUUUGAAAAACUGAAAAUAUUGAGGGGUGUGUCUAAAUAAACA
Molecule: messenger RNA, 4620 nt
Organism: Coregonus sp. 'balchen'
Lineage: Eukaryota; Metazoa; Chordata; Actinopteri; Salmoniformes; Salmonidae
Source: the annotation of a GenBank genome assembly